Messenger RNA from Sebastes umbrosus (honeycomb rockfish), 5272 nucleotides. RefSeq names its product fidgetin (gene fign). Gene Ontology annotation, molecular function: microtubule severing ATPase activity; ATP binding; ATP hydrolysis activity. The record is from RefSeq and is a predicted model, not a curated record. The coding region runs from base 239 to 2485 and encodes 748 amino acids. The transcript is spliced from 3 exons. NCBI's taxonomy places the organism in Eukaryota, Metazoa, Chordata, Actinopteri, Perciformes, Sebastidae.
AGUCAGCAGCGGAGAGAGAGCAGCUGUCCAGGGUUUGGGAUUCCAACAUGGAAGCAGAGGCUGUGCUCAGUCUUCCCUCUCACUCUCACUAACUUGGACUGCUUUCAAAUGGCGAGCAGCCGCGCUUCUUAACCCUCGGCGAGGUCCAUUCAUGUGCGCACUCAGCGGCGGAUCGAUGGUGCUAUAAACCGUGAGAGUGACGCUGCUGCUGCCCUGGCACCUACACAGGCUUGAAGACAUGAUCACUAGCACCAGUAUUUAUGGUCUAAAGAUGCAGUGGACCCCAGAGCACACACAAUGGGCAGAGCAACACUUUGACAUCUCAUCCACUACCCGCUCGCCAGCACACAAAGUCGAGGCCUACCGGGGGCACUUGCAGCGAACGUACCAGUACGCAUGGGCAAACGAUGACAUCUCUGCACUGACUGCCUCCAAUCUGCUCAAGAAAUACGCAGAGAAGUACUCUGGGAUCCUAGAGGGCCCAAAUGAGAGAGCCCUGCUGUGUUCCUACUCCGAUGGCACCACCGGACUCAUGAAUGGACGAAAGUCAGAGAAUGAGUCCUGGCAGGAGGGGAUUUACCCAAUGAACUGUGCUCCAGAUGUUAUAUCUGUGAGCAAAGCUGGAAUGACAGCUGCCCUACCCCCUACAGAUGUGUCCGCUAGCAUAGGCAGCUCCCCGGGGGUGGCCAGCAGCUUGUCUGAGCCCAGCUAUUCCAGCAGUAACUGUGGGAGCCACACAGCCACCACUCUCCACUCGGGCCUCCCCUCUCAGGAAUAUACCGCCAGCUACAACGGCUCCUACCUGCAUUCUAGCUACAGCGGCCAGAGCACUCCAGCCCUCCCUUCCCCACACCCCUCUCCUUUGCACAGCGCCGGGCUCUUACAACCCCCGCCCCCUCCUCCUCCCCCAACCUUAGUGCCGAGCUACAACGCCGGGUCUCCAAACCUUCCCAACUACAAUUAUCCUCCAACAGGGUAUCCUUCUCAGACUGCUGUUGGCCCUGGUUAUAGCCCCGGGGGAGCGCCCCCUGUGUCUGCUUAUCUGCCGUCCGGCAUUGCAGCUCCUACGCCGAUCCCUCCUUCCACACUGCCCGGCUACACCUACCAGACCCAUAACCACACACCAAUCGCACCAACACCUUUGAAUGGCAGCACAUCCCACUCAUUAAAACGAAAAGCUUUCUACAUGAGUGGACACGGAGAUAUGGACUCUAGCUAUGGUAAUUUCAACUACAACCAACAGCGCUCCUCACAGAGCCCAAUGUACAGAAUAACGGACUCGGACUCAAACAGGGGCAACGGCUUUGACAGAAACGGCGAGGCGUCGUCUUUGGCGUUUAAGCCGACCAAACUGUCUUCUGAUCAACAGCGAAAAUUUAUCAUACACUCUGGCAGAGCACUAACUCCUCCAUCCUAUGGAUCAACCAAAAGCUCUGUGGGGGAUCUCAGAACUGGCGAGCCCUACGGCAAGUUUGGAUCCCCCAUCAUGAGCGAGCAAACUGAAGAGCACAGACAGCACCUCUCUCACUCCCUAACGGGGCCUGACAUUGGUACGGCUACCUCGUCCAUCCAUGCUGCAGAGGAACAACUGAAGAACAGCGACUCCAACCUGGUGGAGAUGGUGACCACCGAAAUCCUUCAGCAGGGCCCUCCGGUGGACUGGAGCGACAUCGCGGGUCUGGAUAUGGCCAAAGCAGCCAUCAAAGAGGAGAUACUAUGGCCCAUUUUAAGGCCAGAUAUGUUUAGUGGACUUGCCACAUUACCUCGGAGCCUCCUUUUAUUCGGACCUCAGGGAACUGGCAGGACGCUGCUGGCCCACUGCAUGGCCAGUCAACUGGGGGCUGCCUUCUUGCAACUCAGCAGCUCAGCUCUGGUGACCAAGUGGCUAGGGGAAGGGGAUAAGAUCAUCCAAGCGUCUUUCCUGGUGGCCCGGUGUCGCCAGCCAGCGGUGGUGUUCAUCAGAGAGGUGGACCUGCUGCUUUCGGCCCAGCUAAGCGAGGAGAGCCCAGUGAAUCGCCUCAAGGCUGAGCUCCUCAUGCAGCUUGACAGCCUCCUGACCUCCGCUGAGGACCACGUCCUCGUGGUCUGCUCCACCAAUAAGCCUGAAGAGAUCCCAGAGUCCCUACGGAGGUACUUUGCCAAGCGACUGCUCAUCCCCUUGCCUGAUGGGACGGCACGACACCAGAUAAUCAGCCAACUGCUCUCACAGCACAACUACUGUCUCAGUGACAAAGAGAUGUCACUACUGGUUCAGAGGACAGAGGGCUUUUCUGGACUGGACGUGGCUCAGCUGUGUCAGGAGGCCGCGGUAGGGCCUCUCCACGGCAUCCCCGGUACUGACCUGUCGAGCAUCCACCCCACUCAGAUGAGACCGGUCUCCUACCAAGACUUUGACAGUGUGUUUUGCAAAUUCCAGCCCAGCAUAUCACAAAAAGAACUUGACAUGUACACCGAAUGGAAUAAAACGUUUGGUUGUAGUCAAUGAAAGAGACAAAUCAGACAUAAUUUCUUUAAGCCCACUAGUUGAACAAAUAAGUGUUUGGCCUUCAGUGAACAAGAUAACAAACAGUGGUGACAUGAACAUACUAUAAACAGCAAAGGGAUUGUCCUUGAAGGCUUUAGACAGAAGAUGACAGUCCGGACGUCACACAAAGUUAAUUAAAUGCUUUAUAAGGCCGACGUCAUGUGCUCACUAAAACUCAAACAACUUGGAAGAAGAUGCCCCCCCGUUUUUUUGUAUAUACAUAUAUAUAUAAAUAUAUAUAUACAUACUAUUCUGCUGAUCUUGAGAUUUAGUUGCUAUCAAGUGCCUGAGGUGGUGCUGUUUAAGUUGUUUUUGUUCUUUUUGCCUCACAAUCUUCAUUGGUGACAUGUGCUAAUAUAUAUAAAAAAAAAGCUUUAAAAUGAGACUAAAAACUUGCUUUCUCUUUUCCAUUAGUGUUCUACAGCUGUGUUUGUUUCGUGCUCUCUGUGAACAGUUGUGGUUAAUUUGAGCUAAAUUACAUUUAAUGGUAUCAUUUGCAUUACCUUACACAGGUUUUUUAUCUAUGUGUGAAUCCUUUAAUUACAAUAACACUCGCAUACGUACAAUGCCAUUUGUUUUCUGGCAAACUUAAGGUGAAUUUGGUUGCUGUAUCUCUCCACUAUAGAUAAAAUUACAAAAAACAUUAUUUUACAAUGUGACUUCAAUCUAAACAAUAAAUUACUAUGUAAUUGCUGUUAAAAUAUUGUUUCAGUAGUAAUUCACAGUGUUUCGCAUAAAUGUAAGAUUUCUUUUGAUGUUCUCUAUUUGAAAACUCAGGAAAGUGAUGAUGAUAUGUACAGUACCUCAUAAGCUUGUGGCGAAGCACUACACACUACAAGAGCAUUUGGCUUGCAUUUGAAAUCCCAUCAUCAGACCAUGUAAGGCUAUAUAAUACCUCAAAAAGCUCAAAAUGAAACGAGAAGGUUCCUACAAUGAAUGUAUGAGAGUGAUUCUGGUUUAUUUACAAGACAAAAACAAGUCAUUUGUUUGGGGUUCUUUACUUUAGCUCGUGGUGAUGCAGAGCUGAGAGAGAAAUUUGAAAGGUGCAGACAAACAUCUCGGGGUUGAAGAAGACAGACGCCCCCGAGCUAUUUCAUUCCAUCCUGCUGCUGUUUUAUCAUUAAUGAAACCUAAGGAUUAUGUAUAGCCUAAGUUCCUUUCUACCUCAGUUUCUUAGUUAUCUCUGAAAGACAAAUACAUGAAGACAGCAAAAUGUCAGCACCUAUUCUGCUUGUUUGAUGAGAAAACCUUUUGAGAGAACACCAAACAGUGUUUUGUUGUGUGCAAAAUCUAUUAGCUUUACAUUUUGAUAACUCCCGAGAACCACAUAAUGCACUUAAAGGGGAAUACCACUGAAUAUCAGGUUUGGGAUACACUAUACCUUUGCCUUAGGACAAUUUGGUUUGCUGACAUUCACCAUAUUGUUGCCAUUGCUUUGUUUGGCCCCUGAAUCUGUGAUGUCAAAUAGAAAAAUCUAAAUGUGACGUGAUGUUUAGUAGGCAUCCAAUUCAAUUAUUUUAAAACAAAGUUUACAGAAGAAUUGGCCAUAACUGUAACAUUCAUGAAUUGAGUGGCAUUCCCUUUUUAAGCAUGUCAUGAAGGCUCACUGUACACAAAACUGUUCUUUUUACUCUGUGUUGUACUUUUCACAUUUAAACUGUUGUGUUUACAGUGCUAUUUAUCUCUAUACUUGCUGCCAUUUACCGGUACAUUUCCAUGCAAGGUUUUUUUUUUUGGCAAUGAAAGAGCAGGACUGAUAGCUGAAUUGGCAAGUAACAAAAUGUUAUUGAAUGUAUUACGUCCUCAGAGCAGUAAGGAAAGCAAAGCACUCGCACAUUGAAAAAUGCCACUGAUGUAGAUAGCACUGUAGGUGUAGGUGUAGGUGUAUAAUACCGCAGAGGCACUAAAGGACCUUGUGUUUGUUUUUCAAAGGAGGUCCCAUCAUGUUGGUUGCCUAUUGCACAUGUCUUACCUGUUCUUUUUAUUGUUAUUAUUAGACAGUGUGCAGAUUGAUUGAUAGUUUUCUCAGAUUAUAUGGAUGUGGCUUCUUUGAUUUGAACUCUUUUCACUUUUUACACAUGAUGAAUUACCCCAAAGUUACACAGUACCAUCUUUAAAAAACAAAACUUUAAAGAUGGAUUCAUUGUUUUCAUUCAUACUGUGCAAAAGUAGCUUAAUUAAACAUUUUUUUGAGACUUGCUGUUUACAUACACCACAUCCAGCAGUCCAUGUUGAAGCUUCAAACGUGAAAAAUGGGUAGUUACACAAGAAAAUUAGACCAAUAUUAAUGGAAAAUAUAUCUUGAAAAGCCCCUUAAAUAUACUGUGUCAUUUGUUACUACACUUUGAGGUGUUUAUUGGUUGAAAAAUACAUUGAAGCCAAAGUAAAACUGCUUUCUUUUUGAAUGAUUUGCUUGAAGAAGUUGUGAGUUUCAGUGACCUUAACGCCACAGUGUGAGCUGUGGAUUACUGAAAUUGCCGAUUUUAUAGCACUCUCACUGGGCAUUGUUAAGCUAUUAUAUCACAGUAUGUCAAAUAUAUGUGGGUUUUGUAAAACAUGCAUAGUUUUUCCGUUUUAUCCUGUCUGAGUUUAUGAACAGCCAUUCACCUCUGCUGGAGUACAAAUGGAAACAUGGCUAAUUUGUUUAACUUUAAAGAGGACCUGUUGUGCUUUUUCCGCUUUCAUAUAGUGUGUUAUAUCGUUUUUUUGUGCAUGUAAAAGGUCUGCAAAGUUACAAAGUCCAGGCCA